AUGUCACUCGCCGAAAAUGAUAGGAGAAAUCUGUCUGAUCUACAGUUCCAUGGGCCGUCGAGCUCCGAGUAUGGCUUGAAUAUAGCCCAGAAUAGUUCUGGUAUCGAUGAAAUGACAACGGUUACAGAGGAGCUGAACAACAACGACUCGUGGGGAGGCGGCGAUGUCUUCCACGAACCAUUGGACGCUCCAUGCACUGUGCCAGUUCACAGAUUGUUAAGCAAGGCAGACACGUUUCGACUUUUACAUGUAUAUCAAGAAGUUAUUGGAAAUUUCUAUCCGAUACUAAACCUGCAAUCUCUUGGUGAAGAAGCUGAGAAGCCACAUGAUUGUGGAGGAAUUGAUCUAGGAUUAAGGCGAGGCAAUUCUUCGCACGUCGAUAGUGACAGCAUACUAGUAUUGAAUCUGGUUUGUUCAAUUGCUCUUACGGCUGAAACUACUGGAAGAUCUAAAAUAGCCCAAGUAUUCUACGAAAGUGCACAGAGCGCGAUUCAGACAAACGUAACGGCCCGGAAACUUCAGAUACGAGAUGUUGUACUGGUACUACUAGCGAGUAUCUACCACUACUUUAGUGAUGAUAUUCGGCUGGCAUGGCGACUGUGCGGUAUCGCCGGUCGGAUGGUUAUGGAACUUGGCAUUCACCGUCGGGAGAUCUUCCAUCAGCUUUUUAACAUCCCAUCUCAGCGUGAUAAGGUUGGCAGCACUAUAUGGACUAUUGUGGUGCUCGACCGACAAUGGAGCUGUGCCCUUGGGAUUCCACAAAACUUCCAAGAGUCAGACUUUGAUAAGCGCCUGCCAGUCCCUGAAUGUGCGAUCUAUUUGAAAGCAAUGCUCUCGUACGGGCUGUUAAGUCCAGUGCAUUGGGAUCGUGUUCAGCGUAAGAUAGCCGGCGCUAUAUGCAGUGAUGAGGAUUCCUUUCGAUUCCUCACGUCAGAGGUAGAGCAAUGGCGAGGAAGCUCGUUAAACGGCAUGAAAUUUAUUCAUCCUAUAAUCCAGGAUGAUCCGAAUAUAUCUUGGAAAACCCGCAGCGUCAUUCCCACAUUAUUACACUUACGCGCAAAUCAACUGCAGCAUCUCUUAUUUCAACAGCUGCUUAUCUCGAAUCCCAACCUUGCUAUAAGCACUUCAUUCGCGGAACCAAGCCUGGAAACUGCCAACGAUACAAUAGAGAUUCUCUGCGAUAUUAACGAAUCUUCAGAUUUAUAUAGGAAACAACUUCCCGUAUUCCGACACUUUCUUGCCUCCUCUAUCUCUGUAAUAUUAAUGACCAUCACGCAUAAAACCCAAAUCGAGACGACAUCGUCAUCUGACGUGCGGCAACAGUUCCUAUCAAACAAGACGAGCGACAUAAUUACAAGAGCAGUACAGCUUGCAACAGCUUAUGCAGAUUCAUCAGGCAUCUCACGACAACUGUGGGAGCAGCUUGUGUCUAUCGUAGAAUCUCUAUGGCAACAUAAAAUUAUCACGAAUGGACGACUUGAUCAGAUAACUUCGGCUUCUUCAAUCAUUGACUUCAAUGUGGUGGCCAACGGUAUUCCUGGCUAUUAUAGCCAAAUACCUAAUAAUUCAUGA
Molecule: messenger RNA, 1572 nt
Organism: Trichoderma breve
Lineage: Eukaryota; Fungi; Ascomycota; Sordariomycetes; Hypocreales; Hypocreaceae
Product: fungal specific transcription factor domain-containing protein
Exons: 4
Coding region: 1-1572 (523 amino acids)
Biological process (GO): positive regulation of transcription from RNA polymerase II promoter by galactose; DNA-templated transcription
Cellular component (GO): nucleus
Molecular function (GO): DNA-binding transcription factor activity, RNA polymerase II-specific; zinc ion binding; RNA polymerase II cis-regulatory region sequence-specific DNA binding
Source: RefSeq, a predicted model, not a curated record